Messenger RNA from Saccostrea cuccullata (small rock oyster), 2476 nucleotides. RefSeq names its product putative ankyrin repeat protein RF_0381. The transcript has 2 exons. Gene Ontology annotation, molecular function: protein binding. Lineage: Eukaryota; Metazoa; Mollusca; Bivalvia; Ostreida; Ostreidae. The annotation marks the transcript as partial. The record is from RefSeq and is a predicted model, not a curated record.
AUGUUACACAGUUACAAAGAAGAGAUUGGAAAUUUAUUUGUCAGAACUCGAGCUGUGUCGAAGGCAAUGGACUUACUGAAAACGAAAGGCUAUGUAUUUUUAAAGGGAAAUCCAGGGGACGGAAAAACAACACUAUCAAAACACAUUUUAAAUGAGCUACAAAGUAAGGAAGGGAUGCGUCCACUCCAGAUUUUUUCAGUAAAAACCCUCUAUGAAACCAUACCAACAUGUUCUAAUUUGGCGAUUUUCCUAGACAAUUUGUUUGGCGAAAUAACCCUGGAAGACCAGGAGCUUCACGUUUAUGAAAAGCAGCAGCAUGUUAUAAAAGAAACUGUCAACGAUAAUAAUGUGAAUGGAAAUAAAUUAAUUGUAACAAUAAGAAACGACAUUUAUAGCGAAUGCUUGGGCAUCAUGAAAGAAAGUUCAUUCUUCAAUAACUCUUUUGUCGAUUUAUCAACAGGGGAAUAUUCUUUGAACCUGAAAGAACUUGAAACGUUUGUAACUAAAUACAAUCUUGAGCAAUUCUUAUCAGGCAACAUACUCCAGGAAGUACUGAAUUUGGGCAAAUCUAUUGGAAUGCCUCAAUGUUUAAAACUAAUGAAAGAAAGCACCCGCAUAGAAAAUAUAGAGAGUGUUUUCACGGAUCCCUAUAAACACCUUAAUAAGGAAAUUCGUAGAAGAAUUGAAAAGGGUGAACCUAAAACUGCCGUUCUCGUCUACAUUUUAUUGCACGGAGGAAGAGUUAAUAAUGACUUAGUGAGGAAUCCUGCACAUGAUAAAGAAUUGAAAUUGAAAGCUAUGGAAAUAGUAGAUAUAAAAAAUAAAACCCUUUGGGAAUUUCAAAACUGCAUAGAUCUCUACGAAGGUCUAGAUGACCAUGGACAGUCUAUGCUAGUUCAUUUUGCUGAGUUUGGUAAUUUGCAAUUGGUCAACCUACUUCUUCCAUCAUCCUCUGCUGAGCAGAAAUAUAUCUCUUUAAACAAAGCAAGUGCUAAGGAUCAUUUAGAAGUGGUUGAUUUUAUUUUAAGAAAAGAUUCCGUUUUUGAUAUGAAAACAUGCUUCUUUGCUGUGCAAAGUGGUAAUAUUGAAAUGGUUUUACGUUUCGCAAGAAAGAUGCAUCUAAAGCAGAGAGCCUUCUCAAAUCAUGCAAGAUGGGCUAACAUUCGUGGGGGUCUUUUGCACGAAGUAAUUUUUUUUGGGCAGAAUCAUUUAAUUCAACCACUUUUACAGGAGUUUCCUGAUUUAGCUUCUGUUGUUAAUAGUACAGGUGGCAGUGCUCUCCAUUUUGUUGCUUUUGCUGGAGAAAAAGAAGUAUUCACAUUUUUAGUUCAGAAUGGUUGUGACCCUUACUGCAGAACAUCACAUGGUACAACUGUUCUCCAUUACGCAUGUCAAAAUGGCAAAUUGAAUAUGGUUGAACAUCUCUAUGAGAAAUACCACAUCUUGUUUACAUCAGAAUAUAAUGAUUUUGAAGGACAAUCUUGUCAAAAUUGGGCUGCACAAUCUGGAAACCUUGAGUUAUAUGAAUACCUGUUGAACAAAAAUGUUAAAUAUAAUGAUGACUCAAACACACCACUGCAUAUGGCUUGUCAAUCAGGGCAAUAUGAAAUGUUCAAAUAUUUGCUAGAAAAACACCCAGAGGCACUCUCAAUUAAAAACAGAGAAGGUUAUGCAGUUCUUCAUUAUGUGGCAAAUGGAGGAAACAUUCAAAUUCUCAAAUUAUUGUUGGAAAGAAAUGUCCAAAUUGAUGAGUUAACAGACGACGAUAAAACGGUCCUUCAUGUUGCAAGCUCAUUCAGACAGUUUGAACUCGUUCAAUAUUUAGUAAAUGAACAUUCUUUCCUUUUACAUAAAAAAGAUAAAAAGGGGGAAAGCGCGCUACAUUGCGCAGCUUGGGGAGGAAACCUUGAUCUAUUUAAAUAUCUUAUAGAAAAAGGUUUGAAAGUAAAGUGUAAAACAAGUAACGAACAAACUGUAUUGCAUAUGUGUUGUAAAAAUGGUAAAGUAGAGAUCGUCAAAUAUUUGAUGUACAAUUAUCCUGAUCUAUUUCCACUGAAAGAUGAGGACGGGGUAACUGCUUUGCAUGAAAUGGCAAGAUCUGGAGAAUUUUCAGGAUUCCGAUUUUUAUUUCAAAGUUGCAAAGAAGUAGAUCCUUAUAUUAAGACAAAAAGUGGUAGAUCUCUUUUACAUUUCGCAAGCCAGGGUCAGGAUAAAGAUACAGUCAAGUUUUUAUUAGAGUCAUACCCACAACUACGAUGUGAACGUAAUGAAAAUGAAUAUACAGUUUUACAUGAUUCGGUUAUUGGUGGUAAUGAGGAGAUAUUUCGAUAUUUAAUUAGCAAAGGACUUGCAAUUGGUGAUGUUACUAAGGAAGGAAAAUCUGUUCUUCACUUGGCGGUUGAAUAUGGACAUAUUGACUUGUGUAAGUUUAUUGUUGAGCAUGAACAAAACCUUUUAGAUUUAGAAGAUCGUGACG